UGGCGAACAGACAAGUGCGUCAGGCACAGUCGAGAGGACGCCAGUGCAGAGAGGAGGGCGUUGUUCGGUGACACCUUCCGCCGCCAGUCGACCAGUCGAUCACUCUGUGCAAAGUCGCAGCUCGCAAGCCGCCAGUGCUCCGCGCAUCUCCAACGCAGCAAUCGUAUUGAAAGCCCCGUGCAGCUGCGGCAAACUAGCCGUUCACAGUGACCCCGUGUUUGCAAACCGCAAGCGCCAGGGCAGCGAUGCGUGCAGCAGCUACUCCGUGCUUGCUUGCUGCGGCCUUGGUCGCCGCGUUCUGUUCGCCGGCUUGCGGCACGGCAGCCGGCUUACUGGGUCUGUUGGACUUGCCAACGCACGACGGCGUGAUUCGCGUGUGCCGACUGGAGACAAGCCAGACCCUGGUGCAGGCCGCGGCCGAGACCAGCGGUGCCGUGCUGGUGGUUCGCGUGUCCAGCGACGCCGGGGCGAGGAAACAGCCCUGCGGAGCCGAGGACGCCUUCGAGACUGCAGCCCAGCUGUUGGAAGGAGAGAAUUUUAAGUUCUGCGACGCUCCCGAAUCCAUAGUCAAAGAGACCGUCCCUAACGCGAUUGUGGGCAGCUGGUUUCUUUUCCGCCAGGGCAGAGCGGUUCCCUACAGCGGCACGAGAACGACAUCAUCUCUCCUUUCCUGGAUCCAAAAGGCAUCUCAACCCAGCAUAUCGGUGAUCACAGGCAAAGUGGACAAGGCAGCCUUUGAUCACGUACAGGACCUCAAGGUGGUCGGUUUCUUCGUUAAUGGCGCCGCAGACUACAAGUUGUUUGAGGAAGCCUCCAUUACCGAAGGCCACCACGCUCGGUUCUAUGCAGUCUUCGACAGAAAUGUGGCCAAGCAUCUGAAGUUGAGCACGGUCGGUCAGAUCGCCCUGUAUAGCCCGUUUGUCAAGCAGCCCGUUACCUGCCCCCAGAACCCGGCAAGCUUGCAAGACAUCCGAACUUUCAUAGCUCAGAACAAGCACGUCGCCCUGACCAAGGUUGACGAACACAACCUGCACGACCCUGAGCUGGUGGAUCCAAGCCGUGUGACUGUGCUGGCCGUAGCUGACGAAGCGUCACCGCUCGGUGCCUACUUCCUGCGGCUUCUGCAUCGCACCCUGCGCAAUAUCACCAACACCACCGCUUUGGCUGGCACCGUCCCCCACUUCAACCUUCUCUGGGUGGACCCCGCUGUUCUGCCCACGGCUCACAUGAUGCUGAGGCGACUCGGCCAAACCGGACCUGGACCGCACCUCGGAACGCAUGACCUCCUCACGGGCCAGGGCCAGUGGUUUGACGUGUCGACGCUCAACGCUACCGGGGGCCGAGGCUCGGACGAGGAGAACGUACAGAAGCUUCUCGUCUGGUUUGCCUCUUUAGCGGUGCCAGGAGCAGCAUUUGCCGCUGAUGGAACUGGGGAAUCGGGCACAUGGCGCUUCAGUGAGGUUCCAGCCUCCCAGAUCGGCGCCGAAGGUGGCACCGUCGAGCUGCGUUGCACCGUGUUGGACCCGGCGGCCGGCGACUGCCUGUGGCUGCGCGAUGGCCGCAACGUGGGGGCCAGCCUCUCCCGGCUACCGCACCUGUCGUGGGCCGGAGCUGGUCGCGACGGGGACUGCAGCCUCGUGGUGCGCGGCCUGACCCGGGGCCGCGACGAUGGCUCCUGGGUGUGCCAGGUCACUGGGGAUGCCCUGCACCCGACGCUUACGUCGCCACCCGCUGUGCUCGUCAUCUCUUCCGGUGCCACAGCUGCAAGAGCGGAACUGUAGUUCUGGCUUACGGAUAUUUCAAGUGGACUGUUUACUGUUGCAGAUGUCGCUCCACAACAUAUAAUUUAUUAAGCAUGUGCAUAUGGCUGCGAUUGUUUACACAAAAUAAACCUGUUAUAUAUAUUUGAUAAA
This is a messenger RNA of Dermacentor andersoni, 1913 nucleotides long. RefSeq names its product calsequestrin-2-like. Gene Ontology annotation, biological process: regulation of release of sequestered calcium ion into cytosol. Gene Ontology annotation, molecular function: calcium ion binding. Gene Ontology annotation, cellular component: sarcoplasmic reticulum lumen. The record is from RefSeq and is a predicted model, not a curated record. NCBI's taxonomy places the organism in Eukaryota, Metazoa, Arthropoda, Arachnida, Ixodida, Ixodidae.